Messenger RNA from Acanthochromis polyacanthus (spiny chromis), 1410 nucleotides. Its product is annotated as sterile alpha motif domain-containing protein 9-like. Lineage: Eukaryota; Metazoa; Chordata; Actinopteri; Pomacentridae. The coding region runs from base 43 to 1410 and encodes 455 amino acids. Gene Ontology annotation, cellular component: cytoplasm. The record is from RefSeq and is a predicted model, not a curated record. The transcript has a single exon.
CAGUGUGAUAAAAAAAGAACUCAGGGCUCAAGAUUAAGUUACAUGAUAACCGGUAACUCCGAAUCCUUAGAUAAGUCACACUUUGAGCACUAUGUGAUAGUAACUAACAAAUCACAUCCAAGCCAGUUUGAAUCAAUGAGAUUUCUUGUAGAACUCAACCCUACAGCUGUCUUGGACUUUGACCCGGAAUCAACUAAACAUGGAUUACAGUGUCAUUUUAGCCAGCAAAGCACAGUCAGUGUCCAUUUACCUGCACAGUAUAAAAUCACAGAAGGAGUUGAAGACAUUGCAAACAAACUGAAGUUAACUCGAAACACCAACUGGAUAUGCUGCAAUGGAGGGGUUGAGAAUGAAAUGCCCUCAGACAUUGACCAGUGGCUUAUGGACAAAGGAGCCUCCAUUAGAGAUGUGAUUUCUUUCUUGUGUCGGAAAGAUGUGCUUCCAAACAAGAGAUUUCUGGUCAUUUUCUUGCUUUUGUCAACAGUGAGUGAGAAAAUGGAUCCCCUUGUUGAGACUUUCAGGACAUUCUGGCAGGAGCUCAGGGGCACAGAUCAAAUCCUCUGUUUAUGUGACAAUGAAAACACCUUUAACUCCUGGAGGGACCUAAUUGAGUCUCGGUGUGGAAUCGACAUCUCAGGUAGAUGCAUAUAUGAGCUCAGCUUUGCAGAAGUCAAUGGCACCGUUCUUAGUCUUUGGUCAAAGAACCGCAGAUCGAGUCGUUUCCUACCUUGUGGUGGGGGAAGCAAAGUGCUUUUAAGGAAGGAAGAUGAGCAAAGCCUGAAUACUUUAGAGAUCCUGUGCGUUAACCAAUGUGAAGGAGGAAAUGAGGACAAAAUUGUCAUUGAGGAGAACUUCUACAAAGGAGGUAAAGUGUCAUGGUGGAAUUUCUAUUUCUCAGAGCAGCCUGGAUCCAUGCCAUUUAUCAAACGAGACAAGUUAGACUACAUCAUGAACACCGUCAUACCAGACUUGUGCUCUCUAAGAAAAGCCUGUGUGUUGCUCAAUCUAAUGCAUGUACCUGGAUGUGGUGGGACAACUUUGGCUAUGCACACUCUAUGGGCUCACCGGGACAGAUUCCGCUGUGCUGUCCUCAGGAGCAGCAAUGCUAACUUUACUGAUGCAGCUCAUCAAGUGGUCAAACUUUUAAUGUAUGACCAUAAUGAGCAAGUACCAACUGUCCCUGUGUUGCUGAUGAUUGAUGACUUUGAUGAUAUGGAGAAAGUGUUUGACUUGCAGCAGUUCAUUGAAAAAGAAUGUGGACAGAAAAAAAUUCAGUCUAAGUCAGCACAGGUAAUUCUCCUGAACUGCAUGAGAUCAGAGUCCUCAGAAGUACCCGAGUCAACAGAUACUGUAUUCAUAGGAAAGAAUCUUUCAGAGAAGGAACAUAGAAUGUUUGAGGAAAACUUGUAG